UGUUUAGCAAUUCGAUUAUAGAUAGUGAAUAACAAAUGAGUAAAAGUUCAGAUAUUUUAUAUAUAAACAUUUAUCACAGAAUUAAUUCCAAAUAUAAAGUUUAUUGAGACAAAACAUAGCUGCAACAACGUGUGGUCCCCAUUGCAUAAUGUUGCAUAAUUCGCGUAUGGGGCUCAAAAUCGUAGUAAAACAUGCUCUAUUAAUGUCAUUCUGUACCUGCGAAAUCUCUCCCUUUAACUUUCCGAUCCUUUUGAGAUCUUCAACAUCGUUUAGCGAUCCCGUUAGAAAAGUUGCCGGGGUCGUGGCGUUCACCUCCGUCCCAGUCUCAAAAGUGACAGAUGCUCUGAUUUCAAUCCGAGGAAAGUCGCCGCAAUGGAAAAUCAACAUAGGUAUAGAUUCACCCAACCUUCAGUGUAGUGCGUUUUGUUGGAGAGAUACUCGUGGGAAACUCUUGGUCGUAUCUCAUAGCUGCAGCUGUUCCUCAGGAAGAAAUAAAUGGGUAUUCCAUUGUUCCGCUUAUGCAUUUGGCACCUCUUGGUAGUGCCUUAGCUGUCUGGACAAUUGGAAAUAUUGGACGUGAAAAAGGUGAUCUGAAAUGGGCUUUGUUUGGGGCCUUUUUAGCUGUGCCAAUGUCAGUUAUCUACCAGCCAUUAACAAACUUUGGGGCAGUUUUAUCUGCUGUGAUCUUCAACUGGAAAGGCAGGCAGUGGAGAAGGGAACCAAAUACCAGGACGCCAAUAUGCAAACGACUGGCAACUCUAGCAGUGUGUGGACUACUCUUCAGUAGUCUGUGGCUCUCUUACUUGUACUUCAAUGCAACAGUGACAGAUAAGCAUGGAGAACGUAUCAAGCUUCGAGAUGCUGCAAAGAACUUUCUGAAUUCCCCAAUGUUCCUUGAAUUUAAGAUGAAUAUAAAAGCAAUAUACGACGAUGCAAAUGAAAAUGGUUGGGGCAAUGCAUGGUCUAAUUUUGUGGACUCACUUGAUCCCUUCGGAGAAAAGCAUGCAUUGAAGGUCCUUGGUUUAAAUAAAGGGGCAACACAAGAUGACAUAACAGCUGCAUACAGGAAACUAGCCAAGGAGUGGCAUCCAGACAGACACACAGUUGAAGAAAAGGAAAUUGCCCACAAGGAAUUCAUCAAAAUUAAAGAAGCAUAUGAGAAGCUGUCUACUAUUAAAAAGGAGAGGGCAUUGAAGAACAAAAAAUCUGAGGAACUCUGACCUAAAUAGGGACUUGGUGUAUCACAGUUGAUGCAUAUGGUUGUAUGAUAAAAGUUUGCUUGUAAUUAUUUUUGAGCUUUGAUAGUGUAAAUGGGUUAAUUUAAGCCGUUGGGAUAGGAACUUUUUUCUUCUUCUUUUUCUUUUCUUUUUACACAGAUGGUUUUACGAGUGCUUUGUUAUCAAGCAGGUCUGCCUAAACUAAACUCAACAUUCCUUUAUUUGUUAUCAUUCCUUUAUCUAUUAUUUUCUCCAGUGCUGUUAUCAUAACUUAUUAAUGAUAAUAAUAUAAUUAUAAUAAGGUUAUUAGUACUACUACUAAUAAUAAAAAAAACUUCAAAAGUCAAGGAAAAGGGUAACCAGGAGAGAUCAGGAGGACCUAGUGACUAAUGGUGACUAACCACUUCACUUAUUUAGCUAUAUCUGUGUAAACAGAAGUAAUAAACCAAAAUGACAGUUAACUAUGCAUGUAUUUACAUAUUCUCCUGCAUCACCUGGUUGUUACCAUUAAUAAAUAUUUAAUCAAACCAAGAUGAGCUACUUUGGUUAAUUUCUAUUUUGGGGUGUAAAUGUCAUGCCUUUCAUGCUCAAAGUGGGCAUUAGAUAAUACGCAUAAUCCACUGUGUUUUUUUAUUUCAUGCAGAUUAGUAUGAAAUUUUUUUUAUUAUUAUUAUUAAUCCAGUGAAGAUACAAAAUUGAAAUUUGUAGUUGUGGUGGAAAUGGUUCAUUGGAAGCAAGUGCAAGUUUGGUGAUGGAGAGUUUGGCAAUGGGUUCAGGACUUGUUAGGGUUGGCAGUCAGUGACAGGUUGUAGGCCUGGGGUACAAGCCAUGUGGAACAGAGUAUUUGUAACAGUAGAUUAUUGAUAUCUAAGAAAGGGAUGCUUGUACUUCAGUAUUGUUAUGCCUAUAUGAGGAGCACAGAUAUUGGUGUUUAGACAUGGAUCUCAUCAUGUGAUCAUAUUUUAUAUUCAAUGAAGAGGCAGUGUACUUACUUCUAGAGGUUAUUUAGGUAUAAUGAACUUUAAACCUUUAACUGCUCAAAAGCAUUUUUUAUUGCUAGUAGUGUAAGGUAUUUUAGAUUUAAUGGGUUGUCAUAUUGAUGACAUUGAAAUUGCACAAGAUACCUGUAUUUGCCGUCCAUCAACCCACACAUACAUAUGUGCACACACACACCUAUAUCUAUACAUAUAUAUUGAUUGAUUGAUAUUUAUAUAUACUGAUUACUUGGUUUAUAUACCUUGGAAAUUUUGAUACUUUCCUUUUACAAGGAAUCUUACUAUUUAUUGAUUAAUAUAUAAUUUUAUAUACAGCAGUAAUUCUGGGUUGAUUUAGAUAUAGAUUAAGAGAGCAAGUCCAGAAACUUUAGUUUAAGAUUUUUGAUAUAGUUACACCCCUUCUGGCAUUAUGCUGGUUAACUGAAGUUUCUUUUGUAAAUGCAACAGACAGGUAGAUACCAUUUUGUUCAAGGUGUUCCCCCAGGUGAUCUCUAACCUUAGUCGAGAGUGCAGGAUGAUGAAAGUGCUUGUUGUUUAUUCAAACUGAGAUACUUGUUUUGGAAAUAUUUCACUUUGGGUAAUAUGAUGAUAUGAACCUUUGAGGAUAGAAAUCCUUGGAAUCUACUGUGAUAAUAAGGGAUUUAAAAAAUGUUCAUCAGUAAGAGGUAAUAAUUAUGCUAAUUGCUAAAAUUUGUUUGCUUUAUAAUUCAGUUAAGGCUCAGCAUUACUUAUUUCCAAAAAGGUGGAAAUAUGUUAUUUUUAAUGGAGUUAAAGUAUUUUUAAAUGUAAGAUUGUAAAGUUCUACUGUACAAGAUAGCACACUUUGUCCGAUUUAGGGGGGGAAAAUGCCAUAACACAAAUACACUAAAUUAAAUGCAGGGAAUAAAAAGAUUCCUUUUAACCA
Penaeus vannamei (Pacific white shrimp) is the source of this 3116-nucleotide messenger RNA. NCBI's taxonomy places the organism in Eukaryota, Metazoa, Arthropoda, Malacostraca, Decapoda, Penaeidae. The record is from RefSeq and is a predicted model, not a curated record.